UGGAGCGGAGCUCUUGGACGACCAAGACAGCAACCUCAAUAUGCGCCGACAACAAUACGAGCCCCAAGUCGCACACGAUCGCAUGAUCUGAUGGAACAACACUCUCGAUGAUACUUUUCUCCAGCUUUGGCAUUCCUGUUAAAGCUGGCACCCCGCCAUUAUGCUGUCCGCCUUCACAGCUCGUCCCAUUGUCGAGCUCAGGCAGCGGGACAAGUUCAAGAUUGAAUCUAUCCUCGCAUAUGGUGAUCGACUACUAGUUGGACUAAGUACCGGAAGUUUACGAAUAUACCGGGUCAACGAGCUGCCAGAAGAGAGCGCGAAACAGAAUGGCUCUGCGAAACCAGAUGCGAAGUCCGACGAUAAACCCCCAUCACGGCCAACAUCUUCCUCCGCGCCGAAACCAGUUGAUCUCCUGAGAGAGGUAGAGAAGUUCUCGACUCGAGCUAUUGACCAGCUGGCUAUAAUUAAGGAAGCCAAUGUGCUGAUAUCGUUGUCGAACUCGUACAUAUCGAUUCACGACCUCGGAUCGUACACCCUGCAAGAACAGCUCGUCAAGACGAAGAGUGCAUCUACAUUUGCGGUUACUUCGAAUAUUGUGAAGGACUCUGCGACUGGAAUACCAGAGAUCAUAUCGAGGCUAGCAGUCGCGGUCAAGAGGAGGCUCCUGUUGUGGUCAUGGCACGAAUCAGAGUUGGAACAUGAUGUACUGGAAAUCACUUUAUCGGACACCAUCAAGACCUUGACUUGGGCAUCUGCCACGAAGAUCAUAUGCGGCAUGAAUUCUGGAUAUGUCAUUGUGGAUGUGAUCAGCCAACAGAUUGAGGAUAUCGUUGGACCUGGAGCUAUUGGAGGGGCAGCAGGUGCGCAAGCCGGUCGCUUUGGUGGUGUUGGAUCAGCCAGUAUGGGAUAUAUGGGUCUUGGAAGCUACAUCCCAAAACCUUUGGCAACGAAGCUUGCAGAUGGGGAGAUGCUGCUCGCCAAAGAUAUUAAUUCGCUCUUUAUCACUGCGGAAGGAAAGCCACUCGAGAAACGCCAGCUCCCAUGGGCCCAGUCGCCGGAUGCUAUAGGAUAUUCGUAUCCUUAUAUCCUUGCUCUACAAUCACCGUCUCAAGGGACAUUGGAAGUUCGAAAUCCUGACACUCUGUCUCUACUACAGUCCAUAUCUCUCCCAAGUGCAAAACAGCUCCACUUUCCUCCACCAACAGUCAGCCUUGCCCAUGCUGGGAAAGGAUUUCAUGUCGCUAGUGAGAGAUGUAUUUGGCGGAUGGGCUCCACAGACUAUGAUUCUCAGAUUGAUGAACUGGUGGAGAAGGAGCGAUAUGAUGAAGCUAUCAGCGUGCUCAACAUGUUAGAAGAUGCACUUCUGCGAAACAAGGAAGAAAGGUUACGAGAGAUCAAGAUCUUGAAAGCACAGAUGUUGUUCGACCAACGGAAGUAUCAGGAUGCAGUUGAUAUUUUCAUGGCCAAGGAUGUUCAGGCACCACCAGAACGAGUUAUAAAAUUGUUCCCACGAGUCAUCGCAGGAGAUUUGACUAUUUUGGAUGAGAAGGAUCACGGCUCAGAAUCCGAACAUGAAGCAACGGAGGCAUGCGCCAACGGGGACCAUUCUGGAGAAUCGAAAACCGAGGCAACUGGCUCUCCAAAAGUGGCCGCUGUCAACAAGUUGCUCAAGGCUCAGGUCAAGAAUUCUGAUACUUCGUCUAUCCGAUCCUUCAUGCGAUUAGAUGGCGAAGAGCCUAGUGACCUAUCCAGCACCAAGUCAAAAGCAACUGAGGAUUUACCCUUGGAAGGCAAAGAUCUGACAACAGCUGUGCUCGCGCUCUCUGGAUUUCUUGUUCAAGCGCGCAACAGGAUGAAGGCUUUCUUAGAUGCAGAGACAGGGAAGCUGAAGCCCUUGGAGCAGAAUGGUCAGAACGGCAGCUCACAGAAUGCAUUUGAAUUGCUUCUCACAGCGCCAGCAUCCGAUGCCGAGAAAGAUCGCGAACAGAAGCUUCGCGAUACAGCCAAAUUGAUCGACACAACACUUUUCAGGGCAUACAUGCUAGCCCGCCCCCAACUAGCUGGAUCUCUCUUCCGACUGCCCAACUUCUGCGACCCAGACGUUGUGAACGAGAAGCUUCUCGAGAACGGUCGUUUCAACGACCUGGUUGAUUUCUUCCAUGGCAAGAAGUUACAUCGUCCUGCACUUGAACUUCUGAAACGGUUCGGUCAAGGCGAAGAUAGUGAAGAGGGACCAGCCGCUCUGAAGGGUCCUCAACGGACGGUUGGAUACCUCCAAAACCUGCCUCCCGAGAUGAUCGACCUGAUUCUAGAGUAUGCCGACUGGCCACUGCGAGUGGAUCCGACUCUGGGCAUGGAGAUCUUCUUGGCAGAUACCGAGAACGCUGAGACGCUCCCACGAGACAGAGUCGUCAACUUCUUACAAGGCAUUGAUGUCAACCUGGCAGUCAAAUACCUCGAGCAUGUGAUCAACGAACUCAGUGAUUUGACUCCAGAGUUCCAUAAUAGGCUAGUGGAUGCUUAUGUCCAAGAAUUGAGGGGGAGACAGGAUAAGGACUCAGAGGAUUGGAAGGGCUUGAUGGGACGACUGAUAGAGUUCUUGAGGAGCAGUAAACAGUAUUCUCUUUCGAAGGCUUUUGGAUUGAUACCCCGGGACGAUCCCAGUUUUUAUGAGGCGCAAGCUGUGGUUUUGAGUAACAUGGGACAGCAUAAACAGGCAUUAGAGAUAUACGUCUUUAAGAUCCAGGAUUUCGAGAAAGCUGAAGAGUAUUGCAACCACAUACACCUUACAACCGACUCAGCAACUGCCUCUCCCGAUCAAACCCGUCGUGGCUCAACCUCUACGCAAGACGACGAUACAUCAACUCCCUCCAUCUACCACACUCUCCUAUCUCUAUACCUGACUCCACCCCCACCACACAAGCCCAACUGGCCACCAGCUCUCGACCUCCUCUCCAAGCACGGCUCUCGCCUCCCCGCCUCCUCAACCCUCAAUCUAAUCCCUACCACUCUACCUGUCGGAGAACUAGAAUCCUAUUUCCGCGGCCGCAUCCGCGCCGCGAACUCCAUCGUUAACGAGACUCGUGUUGUCUCUGGACUCCGUAAGAGCGAAGUGGUGUCCGCACAAGCGGGACUCUUGCUUGGUGAUGGAGCACCAAAUGGCAAGGGAGGCAGAAAUCGACGAGUCGUGGUCAGUGAUGAGCGCGUUUGUGGCGUGUGCCACAAGAGGAUUGGGAGGAGUGUUAUUGCUGUGCUUCCUGAUAACGAGGUCGUACAUUAUGGAUGUCUCAAUCGAGUUGGAAAUCGACCUGGGUCUGGAGGUGGGAUGGCGGGGUUGAGAGCAGCGGGUUGGGGGAGGUCGUGAGAUGAGCCACGAAGAGUGAUAUGGUGGACUAGUCGAUUCGGAUACAUAGCGCGGCGUUCUUCCUUAUCGUUUUGGAAGGCAGCUCGAUGGCCGUUGGUGGGAGUUUGGAGGUCGUAUAUCCUGUAUAUAUUCGCAUGAUAGUUCGUGAAGCAACAAAUGCAUGCAUGCAGCCAGUAAUCUUGGUCAUCUUAUGCCCUUCUGGCUUUCCAGACCUUGCCUUCAAAUGUCUCCCCAACCAUCAACAAGUGACUUCUGAACGCUCACUUCCAGUUCUAUUCUCUCUCCCAAAUCUGACUCAUGCCGCCUAGCUCAAGUCCCUCCAUCCCAAGCAUUUGGAUGCCAUUCUUCCAACCAAACGUCCCUUGAGCUCGUCAUCCACUCCCUCAAUCCUCCUCAACAACCUCCUCCCCAUAAUUCUCCUCCUCCUUAUUCUCAUCCACACCCUUUAGUUUAGCCUUCCCAUCCCCAUUUUCCCCUACCGCUGUCGCGGCCCUUGCAUUAUCCUCUUCCAUCCGCGCCGUAAGCUCUUUAUUGAUGACUUCUUGCAUUUGCGAUGUUGCUUGGCGGAGCGCUGCUAGGUAUUGGGUCUUUUGAGCGGUUGCUGGGGAGGAGUUGGAGGACUCGCUGAGUUGGAGAGAGGGUAGAGAAGUCGAGUGCGUGAAGGGUUUGUUGGUGGGAGAGGAAUAGGUUGCUGUGAGGGCGGGGGAGGGUGAGUUUGUGGAUGUGGUUGGGGCUGGCGGUGUCAUUGUGUUGUUUGCUGGGAGUCUUGGUUGAUGAUGGCGGAUAAUGGAUAGGAGAAGUGUUUCUUGAGGCGAAAUGAGAUGAAGUGCGAUGGAUGGCGGGGUUGAAGUUGAAGCUCCAAAAUUGUAGUGGGGAGUCCGCUUCGGCCGCUUGAUCCGCAUCCCUCGCUUGACUUCCACUCAUCAAAACAAAAUCACGUCAAGGAGGAUCUGAGAAGUAAUGUGAGAUAAACUCAUAUUACCAAAAUGGAAUGCGCAUAGGUUCAUAUCCUUGUGUGAAUCUAAAGUACAUGAGAAGAAAGUGAACUAUUUUAUACACAUGUCCUUGGAGUGCUCAGGUCAACGCAGGACGAGCUUCUGGACAUGCCUGGCG
Molecule: messenger RNA, 4477 nt
Organism: Cadophora gregata
Lineage: Eukaryota; Fungi; Ascomycota; Leotiomycetes; Helotiales; Ploettnerulaceae
Gene: VAM6
Product: Vacuolar morphogenesis protein 6
Exons: 4
Coding region: 161-3364 (1067 amino acids)
Biological process (GO): autophagy; vesicle-mediated transport; intracellular protein transport
Cellular component (GO): cytoplasm; fungal-type vacuole membrane
Source: RefSeq, a predicted model, not a curated record